CUUCCUAAUUUGGCGACAUAUAAAAAGUGCACUAUUGUCUCCCUUGAUUAACAGUUACAUUUCAAAUUUCACAUUGUAAAGACUUCAGGAGGUGAUCGUCGUAGUUUGCACGGGUUUUUGAUAAUAACAUCAACUAAAUUGAUGAUGCGUGUGUUGGUGUUUUCACUUUUUGUAGGGAUGGCUCUGGCGGCACCUCAAGGCUACAAUUACCAAUCAAACUAUGCCGCGAAUACUGGCGGAGCUUUAACAUAUCCGCAAAUACAGUUGCUACAGCAAUUCGCUAGUCAACAGGAACAGUCAGUGGUGCAACAACAAACCGUUACAAUUACGGAACCACAAGCUCCUGUUCAGGCUCAAAAUAUUGCACCGGCUGGUGGCUCGCACUUCGGCAAUCAGUUGAUACAACUGGCAAGUUAUGGACAACAACAGCAGCAAGUGCAACAACCACAACAAUUACAAGGAGUACCACAAGGGUUUUCCCAGUCAAUUCAACAGCAAAUACCAGCAGUUGAACAGCAGUUACAACCACAAGCUUUGCCCGUGCCACAACCUUUAGCGCAACCCCAAGUCCAACCACAGUUACAGUCUCUACAACCAGCUCCACAACUGCCACAAGCUCAACCCGAGCCUCAGCUUCAACUACAACAGCCCCAACCUCAAUUUGUGCCCCUGCCUCAAGCACAACCUCAACCACAACCCCAACCUCAGUUUUUGGCUCAGCCUCAACAACAGCCUCAGGCACAACCCCAACCUCAGUUCUUACCUCAGCCUCAAGCCCAACCUCAAUUUGUGCCUCAGCUUCAGGCUCAACCUCAACCUCAGUAUCAACCCCAACCUCAAUUUGUACCUCAGCCUCAACCCCAACCUCAGUUUUUGCCCCAACCUCAAGCAUUACCACAGUCGCAAGCUGAACCACAACAACAACAGUCCGUACAAUAUUCUUCCGCCCCUCAGCCCUUACCACAGACAGCUCAACAUCACGCACCGGCAAUCACACGCGCACCCGAAUCCGCAUACUAUAACAAGGAGUACUAUUACCUAUCUGCACCUCAGGAAAACUAUGUAUUACCACCGGACUUCAAUGACCAAUUGAAUAAAUUUAAGAAGAAUUUACGCGUCGUUUUUAUCAAAUCACCCGAACAGAAGGGUCUUGAAAAUGCAACAUUGCAGUUGGUGAAGGAUAAUCAACAGCCAAAGACCGCCAUUUACGUGCUGACGAAGCAACAUAGCGCCGCUGAGCUGGCUAAGAAAUUACAACAACAACCUGCUUCAGCACAACAGAAACCCGAAGUGAUAUUCAUCAAGUAUCGCACGCCUCAGGAGGCUGAACAUGCGCAGCACACUAUACAAUCGCAAUACGAAUCGCUCAAUGGACCCAAUCACUUCAAUUUCGAAGGUGGUGUGGCGACGCACAAUUUCAUCGGAUCCACUGCGGCCAUAGAGCCACGCAUACGUCCGGUGGAGGAGAGCGCCGGCGUCGCAAAUGCGGCUACACAAUCGCCACUCGACUAUCUUCCGCCUGCGGAGUAAAAACGUUUCAUUGUUAUUUUGUAAUUAAUUUAUCUUUGUAAAUAUGUGUCAUUUUGUCGUACGUUUAGGUUUAAUAAACAUUUUGCAUCCCA
Messenger RNA from Zeugodacus cucurbitae (melon fly), 1622 nucleotides. RefSeq lists its product as uncharacterized. The coding region runs from base 142 to 1530 and encodes 462 amino acids. The transcript is spliced from 2 exons. Lineage: Eukaryota; Metazoa; Arthropoda; Insecta; Diptera; Tephritidae. The record is from RefSeq and is a predicted model, not a curated record.